Messenger RNA from Austrofundulus limnaeus, 1540 nucleotides. It is a transcript of the gene dusp4, whose product is annotated as dual specificity phosphatase 4. Bases 330 to 1445 code for a protein of 371 amino acids. NCBI's taxonomy places the organism in Eukaryota, Metazoa, Chordata, Actinopteri, Cyprinodontiformes, Rivulidae. Gene Ontology annotation, biological process: protein dephosphorylation; negative regulation of MAPK cascade; endoderm formation. Gene Ontology annotation, molecular function: MAP kinase tyrosine/serine/threonine phosphatase activity. Gene Ontology annotation, cellular component: nucleus; cytoplasm. The transcript is spliced from 4 exons. The record is from RefSeq and is a predicted model, not a curated record.
CAUUGAUGUUUGUCUUUUUUAUGAAUGAACGGCAAAGGAGGAGAGGGCGUGGCAAAGCUUAGCGACUUCUGAUUGGCCGAGGCCGGUUGACGUCACCUCCGCUGUGACGCGAUGCACCCAUUCAUAAAAAAAAUAGAAGACGAAGAAGAAGAAGAAGCAAAACGAGAAACAUUCGAGGAAAGAAGCGGCGACAGAUCGGCAGGAGAAAGAAGKGAUGCGCGGAUAGAGAGGCGCGGAGGGGAAUCCACCUAAACUCCGGGUCAGGGCGAGUUAAAACGACCGAACACACAGCCGACACGCAGACGAAGAACCAGCAGAGCGGAGGCGCGAUGGAGGACCUGCGCGCGAUGGACUGCACGAUGCUGAAGCGGCUCCUGAAGGACGACGGAGCCCACAACAAGUGCCUGCUGCUGGACUGCCGCUCCUUCCUCGCCUUCAGCGCGGGCCACAUCCGCGGCGCCGUCAACGCCCGCUGCAACACCAUCGUCCGGCGGAGGGCCAAGGGCUCCGCGCUGAGCCUGGACCAGAUCCUGGCCGGGGACGAGGAGGUCCGGGUCCGCCUGCGCUCCGGGAUGUACUCCGCCGUGGUGCUGUACGACGAGCGGACACCGGACGCGGACUCGGUGAAGGAGGACAGCACGGUGAACGUGGUGCUGCACGCGCUGUUCAGGGACGCACAGGGAACGCGCAUUUACCUGCUCAAAGGGGGAUAUGACAAAUUUUUCAUGGAGUAUACCGAGUUCUGCUUAAAGACCAAAUCCAUACCGUCCCUCAGCAGCCAGUCCAGCGUGGACUCUUCGUGCUCGUCGUGCGGAACGCCGCACAACGACCAGGGUGGCCCGGUGGAGAUCCUCCCGUUCCUCUACCUCGGCAGCGCCCUCCACGCCUCCAAAAGAGAGGUCCUGGACGCCAUCGGGAUCUCUGCCUUGCUGAACGUGUCGGCCGACUGUCCCAACCACUUCGAGGGCUCCUACCAGUACAAGUGCAUCCCYGUGGAGGACAACCACAAGGAGGACAUCAGCUGCUGGUUCCUGGAGGCCAUCGAGUUCAUAGAUUCGGUGCGGGACUCGAGCGGACGGGUGCUGGUCCACUGCCAGGCGGGCAUCUCCCGCUCGGCCACCAUCUGCCUGGCCUACCUGAUGAAGAGGAAGCGGGUCCGCCUGGACGAGGCGUUCGAGUUCGUGCGCCGGCGCCGCAGCAUCAUCUCGCCCAACUUCAGCUUCAUGGGCCAGCUGCUGCAGUUCGAGUCGCAGGUCCUCGCCACCUCCUGCGCCGCCGAGGCGGCGGCGGCCGCCGCCAGCCCGCUGCUCGGGCCCAAGGCCACGACGGCCGCCGCCGCGGUGAGCGCCGCGCCGUCCUCGCCGUUCAUCUUCAACUUCCCGGUGUCGGUGGUGAACCCGGCCUACCUGCACCACAGCCCCAUCACGACCUCCCCCGGCUGCUGAUGCUCGGGGGUGGGGGCGGGGCCUCGCCCUGUGACAACGUGAGCGAGCGUGCCGCGCUUCGCCGUCGGCCGGAGGAGCCGUCAAGUCUCGCCGAC